AUGUCGACAGAAUUUCUAAUUGUUAUUGUCUUGGAUGACUUGGAUGAUCUCUCCAUUAAUGAACAAAACUGUAAUAAUAAAAAUGAUUGGCAGGAUGAAAUCGACGACCAUUUAACAUCGUUGAAUUUACAAUUAUUGGCUUUUCCAUUACCACCAUUAUCUUCACCAACCCAUCACUACUAUUUUGACGUUGCCCUAGUACAAAGAUUGUCGAGGGUAAUAAUAAAACUUGAUUUCAAUUAUCGUCAUGGCAAAGCAGAAAUUAUCAAAUUGACUCAGAAAAUUGAACAAUUGAAAACUUUAACCCCUCAAGAGUUAGUCAAUAA
This is a messenger RNA of Entrophospora candida, 326 nucleotides long. NCBI's taxonomy places the organism in Eukaryota, Fungi, Glomeromycota, Glomeromycetes, Entrophosporales, Entrophosporaceae. The record is from the annotation of a GenBank genome assembly.